Molecule: messenger RNA, 4431 nt
Organism: Leguminivora glycinivorella
Lineage: Eukaryota; Metazoa; Arthropoda; Insecta; Lepidoptera; Tortricidae
Gene: 18w
Product: toll-like receptor 7
Biological process (GO): signal transduction
Molecular function (GO): protein binding
Source: RefSeq, a predicted model, not a curated record
GCGAAGAGGUCGUGCCCACACUCCACGCCGGCCUUUAUAAAAUACGCACUAAAUAUUCAACAAACCUGAUCUCAAACUAUAAACAAUUCUUCAGUGAAACUCACAUUUAAACUACACCUGUGAGCACAACGGACAAUAAGGACCACAGUGCAGUGAUAUGUUAGCGAGUUUUUCUUCAGUCAAGUGUACUACGGACUUUGUUUCGGAAAUGGUGAUAUCGACCCGAGGAGAGUGUUUAUGAGACGUUCUGUAGUGAAAUGAGGAGUCUGUGAUAUAGCUUCAUAAUGUACGCCGUGGUGGUAAUUUGCGCGCUGCUGAGGUUCGGGCGGGCCGCGCUGCCCUACGGCUCGGACAAAUGCAUCAAAGUGUCCGGGGCCGCGGACAACAGUAUCCUGUGCAGGAUCCGGACUCUCGACAGCGAUGGUGCCGGCAUCGCCACUGUGUCCUCCGAUACUAGACAUCUUUCCAUCGAGUGCAACCAUCUCCUGCUCUUCGAAAGCUCUCUACGGGGCCACUACUUCAGCUCUGUGCCAGAUCUCACGGAGUUGUCAAUAAACAAUUGCAAACUUCUCCAAGUUCCCGACGGCACGUUUCAAGACUUGAGAAAACUUAAAAGGCUGAAGCUUCGUUCGAAAAACUUCGAGUGGAGUCCUACCAAGAAUUUAGAGUUAUCUUUGAACACUUUUAAUGGAUUAUCGGAACUGCAUUCGUUGGAUCUUGCUCAAAAUAACAUCAAAUUCGUUCCUUCCGGCGUGUUUUGUUCCUUGGAAAAUUUGAACACGUUGAAUUUGACGCAUAAUAGAAUAAAGACGAUCGGACAGCUUGGGUUAGGCCAAGGAUGUGGCUCUAAUUUGCACUAUCUAGAUCUUAGCCAUAAUGAGAUAAAGUCUCUGCCUGAAGAAUCAGAGUUAUUGAAACUGAGGAGCUUACAGUCUUUAUAUCUGCAACAUAAUAAUAUCACUGACAUAUCAAGCGAAGCAUUCAACGGUCUUGUGUCUAUGAGAGUGCUAAACAUAUCACAUAACCACCUUCACACACUGCCGGAGGGGCUCUUCGCUAACGCCAGAGAGUUACGUGAAGUGUAUCUCAACGACAAUUCGUUAUUUGAGCUGGCUCGAGGCAUAUUUCAUCGUUUAGAACAGUUGAUUGUUUUAGACUUAUCAAGCAACCAACUUACCAGUAACCAUAUCGACGACGGAACAUUCUUGGGACUGAUACGACUUAUUGUUUUAAACUUAUCGAAUAACGCUCUCACAAGAAUCGACGGAAAGACUUUCAAAGAUCUAUUCUUCCUGCAAAUAUUGAACUUGAAGAACAAUUCCAUUGGUUACGUCGAAGACAAUGCGUUUUUGCCGCUUUAUAAUCUGCAUACAUUGAAUUUAGCUGAGAACCGUCUUCAUACUAUUGAUGAGAACUUAUUUAACGGUCUGUUUGUACUGAGCAAGUUAACUCUCAAUAAUAAUUUGCUAGUAAACAUCGACCGUAAAGCUUUCAAGAAUUGCUCGGAUUUGAAAGAGUUGGAUUUAAGUUCUAAUCAACUUUUAGACGUGCCUGAAGCGCUAUGGGAGCUAUCAUUUCUGAAAACGCUGGAUCUCGGUGAAAAUCAAAUAACAGACUUUAGAAAUGGUUCGUUUAAAAACCUGAAUCAACUCACCGGGCUUCGGUUAAUUGACAAUCAAAUUGGAAACUUGAGCGUUGGAAUGUUCUGGGACCUGCCGAGUCUACAAGUGCUUAAUAUAGCAAAAAACAAGAUCCAGUCGAUCGAGCGAGGGACAUUCAGCCGCAAUACACAGUUGGAAGCCAUACGACUGGACGGAAACUUCUUGUCGGACAUUAACGGUGUCUUCUCCACGCUGGCGAGCCUCCUGUGGCUCAACCUGUCGGAGAAUCAUCUAGUGUGGUUCGAUUACGCGUUUGUGCCUAGUAAUUUAAAGUGGUUGGACAUUCACGGUAAUUAUAUCGAACAUUUAGGCAACUACUACAAGUUACAAGACGAAAUUCGUAUAAAGACUUUGGACGCUAGCCAUAAUCGUAUAUCGGAAAUAUCGCCUAUGGCCAUACCGAAUAGUGUUGAACUGUUGUUUAUAAAUAAUAACUAUUUGAACAAUAUACAUGUGAAUACGUUUUACGAAAAGAAAAACUUAACGCGAGUGGACAUGUACGCUAACGAAAUAGUGCAUUUAGAUCAGAACAGUUUGCGUUUAGCGCCAGUGCCGACAAAUAAAACCUUGCCCGAGUUUUACAUAGGCGGAAAUCCUAUUAAGUGUGAUUGUACAAUGGAGUGGUUACAAAUUGUAAACUACACGACUGCCACUAGGCAGUACCCGCGGUUAAUGGACUUAGAAAACGUGUUGUGUAAAAUGACAAACACUCGUAGCGGAACCCAUGUGCCCUUAACGAAUCUCAAGUCGUCGGACUUUCUAUGUGCGUAUGAGACUCAUUGUUUUGCGAUCUGUCAUUGCUGUGAUUACGAUGCGUGCGACUGUGAAAUGACCUGCCCUCAAAAUUGCACUUGUUACCACGACCCAUUGUGGAAUACAAACGUCGUCGACUGUUCCGGACAAUCUUCAAUAGAGGUACCGCAUAAAAUACCCAUGGACGCGACCGAAGUGUUCCUUGACGGUAACAAUAUAAAGGAACUACAAAACCAUGUUUUCAUUGGACGGCAAAAGAUGAGGUCUCUUUAUGUAAACAAUAGCAACGUCGACAACAUUCAGAAUAGAACCUUUGCUGGACUGAAUGCUUUACAAAUUUUACAUUUGGGAAAUAACAAGCUAAAAGAAUUGAAAGGAUACGAAUUCCACCAGUUGAGCAAUUUGAAAGAACUAUUUUUGCAAAAUAAUCUUAUCAGCCACAUUGUGAACGUGACUUUUCUGACUUUGAAGUCGUUGGAAACCCUACGCCUUGACGGCAACCGACUGGUCGACUUUAGCGUGUGGACAUUCAAUAAUAACCCUAAUUUGAAAGCAUUGUCGCUCGGAAACAACCUGUGGUCGUGCAAAUGCCGCUAUUUGCAAGAAUUAACCGCAUACCUGGCUGAAAACGCGCAAAAAAUCAUUGACAUAACCGACGUAUGGUGUUGGAAUGGAGACGCGAAACCGCCACAGAAAAAAGAGCUCAAUUUAAACGGCACCGCUUGCAGCGAUUAUUACGCCGAUAAUUCAGUCAUCGGCAACAUGCUCGUGUCGAACUAUGUUCCAAUGAUGGUCUCGACGCUCACCGGUUUUAUGUUAAUUUUAUUGGCGCUCGUCAUACUAUUCCUUUUUAGAGACUCGCUCAGAGUGUGGUUAUACACGAACUGUGGCAUAAGAGUGUUCUCGUUCGCGGGAGCUUUUGAAGAAAGCGAGAAGUUAUAUGACGCGUACGUAUGCUACAGUCCGAAGGAUGAAGAGUUCGUUGUGCAGUCAUUAGCGGCCGAGUUAGAGAAUGGAAAUCCAUCCUAUCAUCUCUGUCUUCAUUAUCGAGAUAUCCCGCACCACGGGGCGCAAUACAUGCAAUGCGCGCCGCCAGUCGUCGAGGCGGCGGAAGCUUCCAAGCGAAUAAUAAUCGUGCUCACAAGAAACUUCAUGCAAACGGAAUGGUCUCGAUACGAAUUCCGACAAGGGUUGCACGAUGCCCUCAAAGGGUGCAUUUAUAAGUUGGUGCUAAUAGAGGAGUGUACCGUGGUGGCAGACGCAAUAUGCGACCCCGAUUUACGGCCUUAUCUCAAAACGGGAUCGCGUCUCCGCUGGGGACAAAAAAGGUUCUGGGAGCGCCUCAGGUAUAUGAUGCCGGAUUCGUCCCAGCCGAAUCAUAAGCGGCGUAGCCACAACUAUAGGAAGAAUAUAAAUACUUAUACGUUGGAUUCUUCUGUGCCUAACGGUGGGAAUCGUACGAUGCCGUAUCCUGAUAAAUCGCCUGUGAUAGGUGGCGGACAGGGCGCGAGCGCGCCGCCUGAGUACAGCAGUGAGGUGCGUCAAUCACCGUCAGUGGUGAGACAGACGCAAGGAGUGGUGUACGGGCCCGAUGGUCGACCGAUCUCAGACCACAUCUACUCCUCCAUAGACUCGGACUAUUCAUCGUUGGAGCACGGGAUGGCCCCGGGCAGGCGGCGGGACAUCCGCCAAUGGCCUCCCCCGCCUCCUCUAGUUGACACGGGCAAUACCGUGCAAGCUUACCUAGUCUAGGGCCCACGCCCCGCUUCCAGUCAAAAACUAUGUAAAUAAAUGUUAAUUUAGUGCGCUGUAAAUAUUGUAAUUAUUAGACCUUAAGUGCUAUACCAAAUCUAUGUAAUUGUACUAUUUGCCUAUUCGUUAUCCUGUGUAUAGUUUCGUAAUAAAAUUUAAAGACUGCUGUAGAAUAUGUAUUGUAAAUAGCGAAAAACAAGUGAUCAUAGUGUCGGUAAUAUGGCGUUAUUUAUACAAAAUAAAACUAAAAGAUGAAGAUUUAUAA